UGCACACUGCUCCUCCAGAGAAAUGUUCUUCUGCCACUCAGUAGUGCUUAAAAUUGUCUUUACUGUAUGAUUCUUGUUAUUGUCUUUACUGUAUGAUUCUUGUUAGGACUUACCUGCUCUUGCUCCCUUUCAAUGCUGAGGGAUUUUUCUUGUUUGCAAGUUCCAGUCACGUUGGAGCCAUCACUUCCCAGUCCUGCUGGAAACGCCUCUGAAAUAAGUGUGGCAGCUCUUUAACUUCUGGAGGCAGCAGGCUCGCUGAGUGGGAGCCAUGUCAGUGAAGCUCACCUUCGUGUCCCCUGGGGAUGGGGGUGGCAUCAGCAGGAGCUGCUCCUUCACCGGCUUCAGCACCGUGCAGAGCAGGAAACUGGGCAAGUCCCUGAGCAGGAGCUCCGUGAGGUCCAGGAUGUCCCUGAAGCCCCCCAAGGCCUACAACUCCCUGCAGAAGGGGGCGCUCAUCUGGGACCCAAAGCCACUGCAGGUGAAGAAAAUUUUUGAAGCUUUGAAGAAAGGACUUAAUGAAUACCUGGAGGCACACCAGGCUGAGCUGGAUUGUCUCUCUGGGCGGCACAAAGACACAAAAAGGAACUCUAGAUUGGCCUUCUACUACGACCUGGACAAGCAAAUCCGCUCUGUGGAGAGAUACAUCAGGAAACUGGAGUUUCACAUCAGCAAGGUAGAGGAGCUCUAUGAAGCUUACUGCAUCCAGUGCAGGCUGCGGGACGGCGCCACCAACAUGAAGCAAGCCUUCUCGCUGUCCCCUGCCACCAAAGCCUCCAGGGAGAGCCUGGUGGAGCUCUACAGGAACGUGCAGGAGUGCACAGAGGACAUGUGCUUCAUCGAGGGGGCUCUGGAGGUGCACCUGGGGGAGUUCCAUGUCAAGAUGAAAGGGCUGGUGGGCUUUGCUCGACUCUGCCCAGGAGACCAGUAUGAGGUGUUUGUGAGACUGGGGCGCCAGAAAUGGAGGCUCAGAGGCAAAAUUGAGACUGAUGACAGCCAGACAUGGGACGAGGAAGAGAAGAUUUUUAUCCCCAAUCUGCACGAAAAGUUUGAAAUCAAGGUGACAGAGCUGCGGGGCCUGGCCACCAUCCUGGUGGGGGUGGUGACGUGUGACAGCAGCAGCUUCUUCAGCCCCAAGCCCCAGGCCAUCGUGGUGGACAUCACGGAGCUGGGCACCAUCAAGCUGCGCCUGGAGGUGCUCUGGAACCCCUUUGACACAGAGAACCUGUUUCUGUCCCCUGGAAGCACUGCCAAGUUUUCUGUGGGCAGCAGGAAGAGCUCCUUGUACAACUGGACCCCCCCAAACACCCCCAGCUUCAGAGAGAGGUAUUACCUGUCUCUUUUGCAGCAGAGGCAGAGCCCGGGGGAUGGCGGGGAGGAAGCCCAGCCUCCCAGCAUCCUGAGCUACUUGGCUGCCUGUGAUUUCGAUGUCCCUGGGAGGAACAAGCCCCACAACCCCGCGGAGACCAGUGAGGGGGACUCGUUCAGCUCUGAGGAUCAGAAGGGGGCGGAAUCCAGAAGCACAACCCCAGCCCUGGACCACAGGAUGUUGCCGCUGGUGAUUAUCCAAGAGGCCGGAGCAGAAGAGCUGCAGCAUCCCCUCCCGGACCACAGCACUCUGGACAUCCUGAAGAAGACCCCGUGCGGGGACGGAUUCCCCAGGAGCCCCUCCGCUUUCCCUCCCCGUCACAAGGCACAUUAUUUUUGGGGUCAGAGAGGUGCAUCAAGAGCAGACUUCCCUGAUGUGUUAAGAAUGAAAUCAGCAAAGCAAAGUGAUUUAUUAUUAGGAAUGAUUUCAGAACCAGCAAAGAACUACUGCAAAAUGGCUGGCCAACUACAAAUAACAGUAUUUCUUUUUCCGUUUCUUCAACAGCUGAAGACACUUCACAAACAUUCCUCCAUGGAGAGUUUGAUGGUGGAGACAGUGCUGGAGAGUUUUGAUUUCCUGAACAAUGACUGCAGUGCAGACGAGCUCUCCCUGUUUGGGAGCGUGAGGACAGGCAGUGUCAGCACAUACAAUGACAACGUGCUGCAGCCCCUGGGCUGUGACUCCAGGCCAGAAGCCCAGGAUGUAACCACGGGGGAUGAGAACCUGGACGUGCUGCUGGUUACACACCUGAGGCUGUGCAAAGCUCUCCUGCAGAAACUGAGGACCCCAAACGUAGCCCAGGUGGUCCAGGAGAGCAUUUUGGAAGAAGUGUCAGAGCAGACACAAGUCUUGGGGGAUGUCCUGGAUCUGUCUGCAGAGAAAAUUAUUCAGAAGGCUAAAAAGAAGAAGCAAUACCUGAAAAUCUGGAGUGAUCUUGCAGAGCCUGGCAGCAGCAUCUUGGUGACCUCGGCAGAAAGGUUCCGUCAUGCUCUGAAAUACACAAUGAUGCUCAAAGUGAAGGAGAAGUACCCCAGCCACCUGGAGACAGUGCUGCAGAGGCUGCUGGAGCAGAUCCUCACCUGCGAUGGGCUGCUGCCCUCCUGCCACCUGCAAGCGGAGCCGGUGACUCUGUUCCAGUUCUAUCGCUACCUGGAGAGGCACCGCAUCGGCAGCCUGGAGAAGCACCUGGCCAAGCUGGCCAAGGAAGGCUGUGCUGUUCUACACCGAUGCCCUGUCCGGCUGUGACUCGAGGCUGCAGCAGGCCGCGUGUCUGGCUCUGAAGAACCUCCGGGCCGUGGAGAGCAUUGAGCAGGUUGCCCACCUGUGCCAGUCUGAAACAGAGGAAGUCAGGAAUGCUGCCAGGGAAACCACGCUGUCCUUUGGGGAGCGGGGCCGACAAGCCUUUGAGAAGAUGGACAGGAUCUGCUGUGAGCUGAGAGAAACUGCUCAGGAGGCCGAGAUUGAAAUCACAGUGUUUUAGCGAGCUGGAUCCCCCUGUCCUCACAGCCCCACGGGUACCUGAGGGUUUGGUUCUGUCUGGUUUCCUUCUGUUCUGUCCUGUCCCUGCCAUCUCCUGCCCCAGCACAGGUUUAUUUCCAGAGGGGACAGUUUGUCCUUGCCGUGAUGCAGCCUGGAAUGCAUUUUCUCAGUCGCUCUGCACAUGAGGAAAUACCAAGUGCUGGACAGAUGAAAACUGGGAUCUCUCAGAAUGUGGAUCCAGGUCUUAACUGGAGUUCAAAUCUCCAUCUUGCUGAAAUUAGCUGCCCAUGCUCCAACUCUGUCCAAUAUGAUCCAUUUUCCCAGGAAGUGGUUUAUUGAUUUGGCAUUCUCCAAAGAAAGAAAUGAUCACCGUCCCAGACCAGCUGCCCUGUCAGGUGCACAAAUCCAGCACCACUGCUUGGUGGUUUCCUUUGCUGGGGCCAUGCAGCUGCAGCAGGAGAACCUGGCACUCCCUGAGUCAGUGUGCAAUUGCUGCAGCUCAGGCAGGCUCUGUAAGAGCUGGGUGUGCUCACUGCAUUUGCCACGGGCAGCUCUCACUGAGGGACGGAUGGGUUUGCUCUUUUAAAACUCUGGGCUCAGUCACAGACCAAGAGUUCUCCUGCUCAUCCCCAGCCCUGGCUGGCAGGGUGCCCGUGGGGAGCAGCCUGGCUUCAGGUGCAAUACUUGAAAGGGGGUUGGGAUUGUGUGUACAUAUUUUUAUAUAUAUAUAUACACAUGAAACUUUUCUAUUUGGUAUUUAUUUGUUGGAUUUCAUACUGUUUUCUAAAGUUCUAAUAAACCAUUUGAGACAA
Zonotrichia albicollis (white-throated sparrow) is the source of this 3657-nucleotide messenger RNA. NCBI's taxonomy places the organism in Eukaryota, Metazoa, Chordata, Aves, Passeriformes, Passerellidae. The record is from RefSeq and is a predicted model, not a curated record.